AUGGAGCUCCGCUCGCUCGAAUUCGGGCCACCAGCGCCCCGCUCGCCGCCCUCGGCCAAAAGCAUGGGAGUCGUGGAAGGGACAACACAGAAGCUCCACGACCGUCUCGAAGACAGUUUGAAAGCAGAGCUUCAAAAAGUACAGCGAGAGUUCCAGGACUUGAAGCACAUGCAGGGUCAAGUCGCAGAAGAUCUUGGACGGGUGCGUGAUGAUGUCGGGCAGUUGAAGUCUGCUCCGCGAGAGGCAGAGCCACCGCCACAGUCACCAUCCAAAGGUGCCGACUUCGAUCCUGCAGAGUUGGAGAAGCGCAUGGACCGAAGGAUCGGCGACCUGCAGGAAGCAACCCGGAAGCUCCUCGAUGAUCGCCUCGAUGAUGUUGCUCGGAAAGCAGCUCAUGCAGCCUCCGAGAAGCUGCAAGCCGAGAAGGUGUCGUCACCUCCUGCCCCGUCGCUAGUGCCUUCGCCAGACAUGGGAGAAAUGCGGAAAGCUCUGGAGGAGUUCCGGCAGCAGAUGGCCGUAGAGGUGUCGAAAGCGACAGUGGCCAGUGUGGAGGAUGCCAUCAAGAAGCUGCCUGCGCAGGUGCCCGCGGCAGUAGAGGUCGCGAAGGCCGCGCCUCCGCCCAGCCCAAAGUCUGAACCGCCCAGUCCUAAAACUGCACCGGCGGCCCCAGCCCUCAACGAAGUUGCGUUGGUCUCGCCAACGCCGGCGAAGCCCUCGGAGCCCUCGGAAAUGUCGGAACCCUCGGAGCCGCAGGAGCCGCAGGAGCAGGCCGAAGUGUCGCGGCCAGAGCCGCUGACAUUGCCAGAAACCCCCCCGGCCGGCCCGGCCCCGGCUCCAGAACUAGAACUCGAAGUGCCCGGUUGGGGAGCCUUGUCCUCCAGCUAUCAGCAAGCGCUCAAGGAGAGACUUGCUCAAUGCCAGACGGAAGACGAGAGGCGGCGCUUCAUGGUGUCCUUGGCCACGGAAAGAACGCGGCCACGGAAACCGAGAAACACCGAACCUUCGAACAUAGAACUAUCUUGGGGCGAGCUGCUCUCCCCAAAGGAUGCUGAUCGCGCAAAACUGCCAUCUUUGACGGAAGAGAAGGUGAAGCCAGACAAGGCGGAAGCCGAGAAGGUGGAGCAACCUCCUCCCGUCCAGUCAGGUGGCUUUCAGAAGAAAGAGCCGACGGAGAAGCGUGAUACUGCCCUGACUCGACGGGCCUUCGCAGGAGGACUGGCGUCCUUUCUCCAACGGUGCCGCCCAGACCUCAUGGUAGCCCCAGCAACUUCUUCGGCUUCUGCGGCCGAAGAAGUGCCGACGAAAACUGGAACAGCAGCGCCAGCAACGCUAGCUGUGCCGGCAAGCACCCCGGCCACAGCGACUCCCAGCAUGCUGACCAUGGCGCCUGCCUCUGCACCACUGGCCCUUACCAGUGCGGCCACAUCGAAGCCUGGGCCGUCCGCGUCUUCGGCUGAUCCUCCAUUGCCACUGCCCCCUCCUGCAGAUCCGCCCGUGCCAGUUGCUGCCAAAGAAAGUGCAGCCAUAGCACAGCCAACUUUGCAGCGGGCGGCCUCGGCGUCUGUUGACACUGCAAACUUCGUGGUGCCGGCUGGGGCGGCAAAGCCUGCUCAGCCGGCUCCGUCUCCAUCUCCCCAGCCUCCGGCGCUUCCGAGCUUGCCGGGACCCCCCACACCGCCGAAGGCGACCGCGCAAGCUGCAAACCCCGAGCCUUCCCCUUCCCCUUCUCCAGCAACCUCCAAGACGGCUUCCAACGCACCCCCGGCACCUAAAGCACCCAUUGCACCGGCUGCACCCCCAGCGGCCCCAGCGCCUCCUGCCACAUCGACUGGUGCCAGUGAUCCUGCCAGGACCCCUGCUGCGCCCGUGCCUAAGCCGGGACAGACUGUGCCAAAGGCCCCUGGGGCUGCAGCGGCUCCCAUGCCUCCGACUGUAACAGUGCCAAAGCCGCCUGUAGGUGGGCCGCCACCCGAGCCACCAAAGCUCCCGAGUGCUGCUCCUGCGCCAAAGUUGCCAGCUCAACCCGCACCAUCGCCCGCAAUACCGAAGCCACCUGCUGACUUGGCUGCAAAGCCUUUGGGUGCAGCACCACUGCCGCCGGCAGCUGCCCCGAAGGAGCUGAAGAAACAGUUCUACGUCACGGUGAUUGAUGCCAAGGAGUACUUCGAGUACACACCGGGGGUGCUCCGGGCCUUUGUGAGGCCAGCUCACUUGGAUUCCUUGACCUUUACUUUGCAGCCUGUGUACGAGCGCAAGAUGGGUGUGAAGUUCAUCUGGGGAGAAGUGAAGGAGCUGAACGGCGAUCGGAAGACUGCCAUCGUUAAGACCAUGUUCUCCAACAAUAUGGAUGAGAUUGGCUUUGACUACUGCAUUAUCUGCUCAGGCUUCGUGAAGAUCUUUUCAUGCCAAACGGAAGACAGCUGCAAUUUUGGGCCCUUCAAGCCCAUGGGCGAGAGCCUUUGGUUCCCGACAGUGCAUGAGGAAGGGCGGGCCGUCAGUGACUGGAAGCACAUCGACGAGCGCUUCCUGGAGGGCCGCCGCCGUCAUGUUCUGGAGGAGUACCACAAGCUGCAGGAUCUGAACAAGAAGAAGGCCACAGUUCUCAUCGUCGGUGCCGGCUUCAUCGGCGUGGAGUGGGCCACGGAGAUCGAGCAUUUCUUCCCAGACGUCAAGUUGACCAUCAUCGACUUCUUGCCGCGCUGCUUGGGACCUUUGCCGGAUAGUGCUGCCAACUAUUGCUCGGAGUACAUGAACGCUUGCGGCAUCAAGGAGUUCUACAGCUGCGGUUAUGACCCGAAGAACCAAGACUUCUGGAAGAAGAUCGAGCUGCCCAACGGAGCUGACGAGACGUACGUCUGUAUCGGCGUGAAGGCCUCAAACUAUUUCAUGCCCAAGAACACCUUGUCCGACAAGGGCCCUGGUGGAGGCGGCUGGAUCCACUUCAACAAGCACCUGCAGGUCACGGUGAAGCCCUCCGAGGGUGGCGGUGUUUGGGCUGAUGGCUCCAUCUUCGCGGUAGGCGACUGCAACUACGGAUGCAUCGGGGAGCCCGGAAAAUGGGAGAUGCCACCCGUCCCGAAGAUCUCCUAUCCCGGUGAGGAGCAGGCCUAUCAUGCCUGCUUGAACGUCAUGCGGCUGGCCAACAACAACAAGAAUCUCGUGAAGACCUGGUGGCCCUGGGGUGCCGGCAUGUUCGCUACGAGCUUUGUGCAGCAGUCGAGCUUGGGUCCUCAUGAUGCUUGCUUUGUCGCUGGAGCCAACGAGAACAAAGGCUCCGGCUACAUGGUGAACUGGUGGAUCCCUGCAGCCCUACAGAAGGAGAUCAUCGAAACCACCAAGAUCGACGAGUGUCGUGACCGCUGGAUCGGCAUCCUCAUUUGGCCCUGUGCACAACACUGCGACCUAGGAGACACCGGUUCCAUCGGCCAGCUCCACGGAGGCGGCUGCCGACGGACCUCGACCUGUGUUGGAUUCCAUUUCAGAGCGACCAACCAUCAGUCCACCGGCCGGCGCCGGCCGCGAGAACGUGGUUCCCUUCACAGGCAUCGGCGGUGCCUCGAGCAGCUUAUCAACCACCGAAGCCAGGGCCCCGAUCUGUGGCUGCUGGUCCGUGCACAGACACGGACUUUCCAAGCAUUUGGCCCACUGCCCCUUGUGGUUCGUCCUGUCGGAGACCUGUCCUUCGCGAGCGUGUCUGACACCGGAGAUGCGACUUGGGUCGGGCCUUCCUUCCAGCCAAAAGGGAAGCCAAGUGCUGGGAAUGAAGUUAGCACACCUUUGGCAGAAACUGCGCAGAUGUGGCUGCAAGUAGCUGGGUAG
This is a messenger RNA of Symbiodinium necroappetens, 3819 nucleotides long. NCBI's taxonomy places the organism in Eukaryota, Dinophyceae, Suessiales, Symbiodiniaceae. The record is from the annotation of a GenBank genome assembly.